This is a messenger RNA of Priapulus caudatus, 828 nucleotides long. RefSeq lists its product as uncharacterized. The transcript is spliced from 3 exons. Bases 1 to 828 code for a protein of 275 amino acids. The record is from RefSeq and is a predicted model, not a curated record. NCBI's taxonomy places the organism in Eukaryota, Metazoa, Priapulida, Priapulimorpha, Priapulimorphida, Priapulidae.
AUGACUUUGCUAGGAAACCAAGAGCCCUUGCUGAGAUUGCAGGAUGGAAAGCCACCGAAUUUCAGGCUUUCCUUGCUUUAUACAGAUCCAGUUGUUCUGAACGCAGAGGAUGUAAGAAAUCAUGGUCCUUUAGAUGAGUUCUCUGCUUUUCCCCUUGAGAACUUUUUAGGCACUGCACGGCCGAUCGACGGGAGACCGAUGCAGCAGGUGAUGAUUGGUGCUGACAAACUCGAAGUGGUUCCAGAAUUCUGCUACCUUGGAGACAUGCUCUCUGCAGGGAGAGGCUGCAAGCUAGCUACUAUCACGCGCUGCAAGUGUGCAUGGGGAAAAUUCCGGCAGCUGCUACCACUUCUUACCAACUGCCAUCUACCACUGCUCACCCGGGGUCGGGUGUAUUCGACGUGUGUGAAGAGCUCGAUGCUGCAUGCUUCCAAGAGGUGGGCCACGAAGGCGGAAGUCCUAAACCGUCUUCGGCGAAACGACCGCGCCAUGAUUCGCUGGAUUUGCAACGUCAAGGCUAAAGACGAAGUCAGCUCUGACUCCCUUCUCGUGAAGCUGGGCAUCCAGGACGUGGACGUGGUGCUCCAUUCUAAUAGGUUGCGGUGGCUCAGGCAUGUGGAGCAUAGCACAGGCUGGAUCGCCCGGGCACGCAAGAUUGAGGUGAUUGCGCAGAAGAGAGCAGGCAGACCAAAGAAGACAUGGGAUGAAGUGGUGAAGAAUGACCGAGCAAAGCUUGGCAUGGAUUCUACGGACCCUCAUAACCGCUCUGUGUGGAGAGGGCAGGGCGUCUUCGAGAAAGACAAGUCAGACAGGCCACACCCUCGGUAG